Molecule: messenger RNA, 3389 nt
Organism: Aedes albopictus (Asian tiger mosquito)
Lineage: Eukaryota; Metazoa; Arthropoda; Insecta; Diptera; Culicidae
Product: innexin inx3
Exons: 7
Coding region: 383-1582 (399 amino acids)
Biological process (GO): phototransduction
Cellular component (GO): plasma membrane; gap junction
Molecular function (GO): gap junction channel activity
Source: RefSeq, a predicted model, not a curated record
CGGUUCCGUUUGGGCCGUUUCAGUCCCAGAGAGACGCUCGUGCGGUGUGAAUGGCAACGACGGCAGUGUGAUCAAGUAGUCCGUAGGAUCACCACUGCUAGAAGGGAGCUAGGGAGCAGUUCGACAACAACGGCGACACGGCGGGCGUUUUUUUUUUGUUUUCUACUAAGCGCAAUAAAAGUAUUGCAGAAGCGGCGCAUCGGCGGCGGCAGCAGCAGCAGCGGCAGCAUCCGACAACCGUCAGUCGCGGUGACGACGGUGACAGAUUAACUGUGGAUUAAGAGAAACACGCGUGAUCGUGUUCUGAAGCGGGUUGUGUGCGUGCUUGCGCGAUUUGGUGAACAUCUUCGCGCGCAACAGUUUCCUGUAGAGACACCUAACCAUGGCUGUGUUCGGACUGGUCUCGUCGGUGGCCGGCUUCAUCAAGGUCCGGUAUCUGAUCGAUAAGGCCAUCAUCGACAAUAUGGUGUUCCGGUGUCAUUACCGGUUAACCAGUGCUGUGCUGUUUCUGUGCUGCGUGCUCGUGACGGCCAACAAUCUGAUCGGUGAUCCUAUUUCCUGCAUCAACGAUGGCGCCAUCCCCGGCCAUGUGAUCAACACGUACUGCUGGAUUACGUACACCUUCACGCUGCCCGGCCAGCACGGCCGACCGGUGGGCACCUCGGUGGCGCACUCCGGCCUCGGCAACGAGUACAACCAGGAGCGGACGUACCACAGCUACUACCAGUGGGUGCCGUUCAUGCUCUUUUUCCAGGGCCUCCUGUUCUACAUGCCCCACUGGAUCUGGAAGAACUGGGAGGAGGGCAAGAUGCGCAUGAUCUCCGACGGGCUCCGAGGCAACACGAUCAUCGGCCCGGACGAGCGCAAAGGACGCCAGGGUCGGCUCGUGCGGUACCUGUACGAAUCUCUCAAUACGCACAACAGCUACUCGUUCGGGUACUUCAUCUGUGAGGCGCUGAACUUCAUCAACGUGGUCGGCAACAUCUUCUUCGUGGACAAGUUCCUCGGCGGUGCUUUCCUAACCUACGGUUCCGAUGUGCUCAAGUUCAGCGACAUGGAUCAGGAGAACCGCUCGGAUCCCAUGAUCGAGAUAUUCCCUCGUGUGACCAAGUGUACCUUCCACAAAUACGGAGCUUCCGGAAGCAUCCAGAAGCACGAUGCCCUCUGCGUUCUGGCGUUGAAUAUCCUGAACGAGAAGAUCUACAUCUUCCUGUGGUUCUGGUUCAUCCUGCUGUCGAUCCUGUCCGGGCUGGCCAUCCUCUACUCGGCGGCCAUCGUCAUGAUGCCUACGACGCGCGAGGCCGCCCUCAAGCGUCGCUUCCGCUCGGCCACGGCCAACCAGAUCGAGAACCUGGUGCGCCGGAUCCAGAUCGGAGAUUUCCUCAUGAUCCACCUGCUGGGGCAGAACAUCAACGUGACGUCCUACGGCGAGGUGCUGUCGUCGCUGAUGAACCACCUGAACGAGGACCGACCGGGCGAUACGCCCUCGGCGCCGUCCACCCUCGAGAUGGCUCCCAUCUAUCCGGAAAUUGGAAAAUACGACAAGGAGAAAGCCGCGAUGCACCAGGAAUACGAAGCCUAGAUCAACUACCCAACACACACAUACAUAGACACACAUACUACGAAUCGAGAGAAAGAGAGAGAGCAAAAGCUGUGUUUUAGAAAGCAUUAGAAGAACAAAGGGAAACAGGAAGAAGUCAACACACAGGAAACCUGGAAUGAGUGAGUGAUGCCGGAGCGAAAGAGAGCGCGAUAGAGGAAGAGACUAACACGGAGCGAGAGAGUGCGGGUGCAAGGUGGAAGGAUUGCUUUAGAUAGGACGCUACUACAUUCCCGAGGCAAACAGGAACAGAGGAAGACAGAGAAUUUUAGGAACUCGGCGAUGACGAUGAGUGUGCGAAAGGAAGUGUCUUGUCAGAGUAGUGCGAGCGCGAGCAAAACAGAGAGAAGGAAAGCGAGAGCAUUUUUUGUUUGUUUUUAAAUAUACGAAGGGAGCCGAAUUUUUUGCGGUUCCCAGAUAGAAUUCAAACUUCAGAGGAGCUAACUAUACAUGAAUAUUUGUAUUUUAAUCGGUAGGAUUUUAGCCAAGUACACGAAGCAUUUUACGUGCGAUUUCUGUCAAAAUUUUAAACGUCAAUUGAGGAAUCUUUGAAAAUGACAAGACUGUCUCUAUUUAAAAAGCGAAACUGUAAGUGAAUAACCUCCAGGAAUUUAGCCCUCGAAUACUACUUUAAAUUUUAGCGUGUAUCUAUUCAAUCAAUCAAAAAUCUAUUUUCUAGGGUUUACACUGAGAAAAAAAAUGAGCGCAUUUAGUAUUAUUCCAAACGUCAAUCGUGAUAGUAAGCGUUUAGCACAGAUGAAAGACAAUCACCGGAAGCACUAUUUCGAAUGAUACAUAAUACUUUUUUUAACUAUAGAUACAAGAGAAUAAAACGAAUUGCCAUAAAUCGUAAGAGACAAUAAAACAUAAUCCCACGGGAACACACAAACACAUACGCAUACAAUCCAACUAACACACAAAAACAAUAGGCUAUAGAGAGUAAACAAUUAUAAUCGAAUCGGAAAUGUUAGAGUGAGAGCGUGAGAGCGCAACACGUGCAACAUCCCAACCAAGUGCAACAAUGUCAACGCCCGAGAACGACGCGGUAGUAGUGCUCAAAGUAGUUCAUUUUACAAACAAACGCGCAUUUAUCAAUCAGCCCAAAACACGGAAACUGAGAAACAAAAUCAACAUAACCUUAAAACGUUUUCCAACUUAUCCUUCGAAGACCCCCGCCGCAUUUCCCAUUUUCUAACCCAACGCAACUCAUCCCCACACUUUUGUCUUGUUUUAGUAGGUAGAACAAUUUUAAAAAGUACGGAAAAAGCUGCCUUAUAGCGUCGUGAACUAAUUUUACAUACAUACAUAACGAUUAUAACAAGAAGUUUAUAGACAGACAGCCGAACGCGGGAAGGAAGUUUCAUCUCAUUAGAACUGUAAGUGAAUAGAAAGAGGGAAGCCAACCCUCGUUCUACUCUAGAAGUGGUCACACAUUUUCUUUUGCUAGUAAGUAGAAACCGAUUUUUUUUUCAUUUCAUCUUCACUUCUCCCCCCUAGAGUUUUUGGUCCUAUUUUGACUCAACAACACAAAACACAAAAGACAGUUAGUAGUACAUAGCUAUACAAGUGAAAUUCCAUCAAGGUUGUCGACAACACACAGAAACGAGAAUUCCUUUUGCAUGCAGUAGUUACGGCACCAGAUUCCGGUGCUGCGGCUGCUGCUGCGUCUAAACAGGCAGACAGAAGACAGAACCUAUCUCAGUUUAUAUCUCAAACUUGCAAAAUAAGGAGAAAUUUUAUUGUGAUAAGAUCGAAAUUUAGAGGAAAUAAAUAUCAUUUUUUAAUAAGA